Molecule: messenger RNA, 411 nt
Organism: Sporothrix brasiliensis 5110
Lineage: Eukaryota; Fungi; Ascomycota; Sordariomycetes; Ophiostomatales; Ophiostomataceae
Exons: 2
Coding region: 1-411 (136 amino acids)
Molecular function (GO): carbon-sulfur lyase activity
Source: RefSeq, a predicted model, not a curated record
AUGGUUUUCACCGGCCACUGCCUGUGCAAGGCUGUCACAUACACGAUUGACAUGGACGCACCGCUCGUCUGUGGCUACGACCACUGCGACGACUGCCAGCGCCAGACGGGCUCGACGUACUCGCUCGUCUUUGUUGCCCUUAAGGAGAAGCUCAAGAUCGAAGGCCCUACCAAGAGCUGGGCCGGCGUCGGCAGCUCGGGCAAGCCUGUGCACCGCAUCUUCUGCAGCGACUGCGGCUCGCCGAUUGCCCACGACCCCGAGGCCGCCCCGCCCAUCAUUGCCAUCAAGGCCGGCACCCUCGACAACGAGUACAAGAAGGCCCUGAAGCCCGACACCGAGAUCUGGACCGUCGGGAAGCUGCCCUUCUGCCAGGAGCACCUGGAGAAGGCUUUCGAGCACAUGCCGGAGUAG